GGCGGGCGCGGCAGCGGCGGCGACGGCGGGAGGAGGGGCCCGGAGCGCGGCCGAAGGGCACCCCGUCCUCCAAAUGCUGCCACUUGGCUGAGCCGCGCGCUGGCGAGGAGCUGCCCUCGCAGCUGGGCCGCGCUCGGCUCCGUCCCGGCCCGGGCGCCCGGCCCCCUGACGCCGGCCAGCCCCGCAGCCCGCCGAGCGCCGGCCCCGCGAGGGGCGAUGGGCGCGCCGCUGCCCCGGCGCGGGCGGGUAAGGGACACCGGGAGGUGGGCGACGGUGUGUGGCUCGUCGGCCUCUGCUCGUCAGCUUUGCCCUUUGAUUUCUCAGCGGCGGCACCUGUGAGUUACAGGCGGCUCCUCUCGGCCAGCGCCGCCGACCGAGCCUGCCGUCUCCGCGUCGGAAUUGAGGAGAGGGAGCCCCCGCCCCUUCCACCGGGUCCUGAGCCCCCAGAUUACAGAUAAACACUACAUGUGAAGACUGGUGAAAGGGAACAUUGAUUUCUGAAGGGGGGCCCUCAGAGGAAAAGCUCUGGUCAGUGUCACGUGGACAAACGCUCAGUGUUUUCCGAAAAUGCUUUGAAGUAGUCUUUGCUACUGCUUUCCUUCUCUUCAGAACAUGGGCUGCAUGAAAUCAAAGCAAACUUUCCCAUUUCCUACCACAUUUGAGAGUGAGAAGCGGCAUGCGGAUGAAGAAAGCUUUGUGUCGGAAGAGAGAUUUCUACCUAGGAUGCCUUCUCCAGUUAUCGAUAAAGAGGAAGUGAAGGAACCUCCAGGGCCAGAAGUUGUGGUCUUCGAAUUUGCACACCGCCUGUCCCAGGAAAUCCUGAAUGAUGCCUUGCAGCAGUGGGCAGGCAAUAACAUCAAGUAUCAUGACAUCCCAUACAUUGAGAGUGAGGGGCCUUGACGCUGUAGGAUGACACUUUCUUGAACUGUGGAUACAGUUGGUGCUAGUUUAAAUACAUGAAACAAAAGCAAAAACUGGUGUGGAUAAAUACAAAUAACUCCAGCUGGAUGUAAAAAUAUGUCUAUGAUAAUAUCACGAGUGUAGGAAAACCUAAAAUGAAAUGUGUUUUAAGCAGUUAUAAGUUAACAGCAAUUUCUAUCGGUUUGCUCUUGGAUUUUAGUCAUUUAAAGGGCUAAACAUUGUCCUGUGGCACCACAGUAAUCAGCUGUUUGUCACACCACUUUCUUCCUGAGGCCAGUGAUGGUAUCACCAAAAAAAUAAAAAUAAACAAGUGCCCUAAGUUUCCAAAGGGUUAUUUUAAAGACACUCAUUUAAAAUAACUAUUUGUUAUUUUACACAAAAAACCCAAGCUAUGAAAAGAAUUUUUCUUGAAAUGCCUUGGCAAGGGAAUUGCACUCAAGCCAUGGUGAUUAACAGUGAGUCCUGUUUGUCAAAACCAUUUGUGUCAAGGAUCCCUACUUCUUGAUACAAAUGAUCAAGCACUAGAAAGCAAUCCAUGUAGAAGAGGUCCACCUUGCACCCUGUCCUUAAUAAGCUAUUUAUUUUUGUAGAUGAAAAGCAUAGCUGUCACCCUGAACCUCAGGGCCCUAACUAACCACAGCUGUCACUGAAUGACUCAUACUUUGAGUAUAGGCAUCUUAACAAGAUACAAUUUAUAAGUAAGUCAUGACUUUCAUGUUUAUUGCAUUAAGAAGCCCAGUGAUAUAACUAUACAAGAAAACAAGUAUAGGUACCUUGUAUAAAUAGCAAUCCAGUAAAUUUUAAAAUAACAGAAGCCCUAGUCAGCAAGGUAGAAAGCAGAACCUGGUCUCAGUGCUGAAUGUGUAUUAAGCUUUACUGUCUCCCAGACGCAGAGGGCUGGUAUAUGGGCACUCAUUCCCAUUUUUUUAUUGACUAGUGGAGCAGUCACCAUUCAGAUUACUGUGGGACCAGAUUAUACCUGAGGAUUUAUAGUUGUAUUACAAAACAAAAGAUCAAACACUCCUCCAAAGAGAGCACUCUUGUAUUAUGGUGGUAAUGCCCAUGGGGCAUUUACAACCAUAUACUAUACUAUUUUCAUAAAUUUGGCUACCUUUUUGGGGAGGCCUUUUUUUUUUUUUUUAACUGUCAAGCACACUUUUUUUUUUUUAAAAGAAUUAAGUACUGUUUGAGAUCAAUAGUAACAGAAAAUUUAGGAGAGAGGGAAGAUGAUACUGAGAAGACAUAACUUGUAGGAAAAUUGGGACUGAGUCUCUAGAUUAGAAUUAUCUUUUCAUCAAGAUUUGCUACAUAUUUAGUUUAAUCGGAAAGGGAAUUAUUUAAGUCCUUGUGCAUUAGUUCUUUUUAUUAAGAUAACAGAUCCUUGUCACUGAAAUCUAAAGGAAGGCAGAAAAAGGCUCUGACCUCUUUAAUGAGAUAAGUAUGUAUUUGGCCUUGUAAGCAGGCAGAAAUGUUACCUCUAAUUUCAACAAUUAUACUUUGGAACCUACAAUCAAAUAGAGUAAAUUCUCCAAGUUACAUGGGCAAAGACAGUUCUUUGAGGUGAGUGAUGUGCCAUCUUUCAGUUGCCUUUGGACACCUGGUCAUUCAACUUUCAUUUCACCUAAUCCCAGGAUUUGUACUGUCCUGUUGUACUUGCAGUCUAGCAAUUUACAAAACAGAAAAACCACCACCCCUCUUCAUACAAGGAUCUGAAGUCGUAAGGCUACAAACAGAAAGUUUCUCAAAAGUGCAAAACAUAUUUCCAGCUCAUGAAGAAAAAUUUAGGUUUUUGAGUGUUUACACUAAUGACUCAGAUGGAAGCCUAGAUAUUGCCAUUUUUCAUUCAUGUUAUAUCUCACAUCAGGACACUUUUGCUGCAAGGUCAUUUGCUGUUUAAAAGCUAUAAUUAGGUAUAUAAAAUAAUAAUAUUAUGCUGAGAACACAAAGCCAUAUAAAAGCAGCACAUCAUACUAAAUUUUCCAGCAUACACAGGGACACAGACUAAUGGGUUUUGGUUAUAUCUAAAUAUUUUAACCUCAGGUCCCUCCUUUGCCCUGGGCCCCUAUUUCUCAGGGGUAUAACAGGGAUGCCUGUCAGAUCCGUAUCUAGCCAGAAUUCUAAUCUCCGUUGCCACCCUCUCUGACAUUACGGCGCUAGGAUUUUGUAGUGGAGCACCACCCCCUCGCCCCUGAAUCAUUUUAACAGAGUAUAAUAUCUUAUGACAUACAGAGACUUACCUUAGAAAUAUAUGCUGUAUUAUAUGUCAAACCAUGAACAAGGAACUACAAGGAUUGCAUAAUCAGUGAGUUAGUGGAUGAACCAAGUUGGAGGCAGGCAUGAGAAAGAGGUGGAUAAACCCAUUUGUACUGCAUGUGAUAGUUAUCAAGAUAUAAUUUGGGGGGCCGGCCCCGUGGCUUAGCAGUUAAGUGCGCGCGCUCCGCUGCUGGCGGCCCGGGUUCAGAUCCUGGGCGUGCACCGACGCACCGCUUCUCCGGCCAUGCUGAGGCCACGUCCCACAUACAGCAACUAGAAGGAUGUGCAACUAUGACAUACAACUAUCUACCGGGGCUUUGGGGGAAAAAUAAAUAAAUUAUAUAUAAAAAAAAAAGAUAUAAUUUGGCCUUGAUGACAAGCAAGAUGAGAACUUCUUUGAUAGGAUAAUUCAACUUCUAUCAUACCUUCAUAUAUAAAUAUUGGAUUUACUUCAUUUUGAAGGUCUUUCACGAACAAUAAAAGAGUAGACGGACUGUUUGACAAGGAAGGAGACAUAUAAAACAGAAGACUAUAAGAACCAUUAGCUACUGGAAAGGGAAACAUUUGUUCCAACUUAUAUCACAAACAGAUGAAGUAAGAAUAGUGGCCAAAUUAUAAGGGAAAGUGGGGAAAAUGUGGUCCAAGCAACAGCACUGAUGUCAGGCUCCAUCAGAAGAUGCACUGCAAAAACAAGUUUCCAGUCUUUUCAGCUGAGGGAAAGGACACAGUAGCAAGUUCCUUUCUUUACCACACUGACACGUGCCCAUCCACUGAAUCUCUUCCCGCAAGAACAUCCAGCAUAGAGGCAGAUGAGCCGCCACCAGCAUGACAAAGAAGCGACUGUAGAAGCGGCAGAUCAUUUACCAAGACUCACAUAACCCACACGUGUGCCUCACUGCUCCCUCCCCAGUGAACUCUCUUGUGUACGAUUACCUUUCAGUUACAGGCCUUUGAUCUGAGAGUUGUCCACUGUCAGCUGCCUUAUCAGUUCUUUUGCAAACUACCUAUGGUUAUUAGCACUUAAAGCACAAUUUUGAAGGAGAUAAAAAUGAUCUUAGUCUCAAAAGAAUAAUUUGUGUCAAACUGCCUUAUUAGUAUUAAAAAUAGACACACUGAAUGAAUGAAGAACAUGAUGCUCAUAUAUCCUACUCAAUAUCAUUGGCAUCUUAAGAGACAGGGGGGGCCGGCCCCGUGGCUUAGUGGUUAAGUGCACACGCUCCGCUACUGGCGGCCUGGGUUCGGAUCCCGGGCGCGCACCGACGCACCGCUUCUCUGGCCAUGCUGAGGCCACGUCCCACAUACAGCAACUAGAAGGAUGUGCAACUAUGACAUACAACUAUCUAAUGGGGGGCUUUGGGGGAAAAAAAAAAAGGAGGAGGAUUGGCAGUGGAUGUUAGCUCAGAGCUGGUCUUCCUCAGCAAAAAGAGGAGGAUUAGCAUGGAUGUUAGCUCAGGGCUGAUCUUCCUCACAAAAAAAAAAAAAAAAAAGAGACAGGGGAACUAUACUUUUGUAUCGUAUAGUUUUAGAAAUCAAAAAUUAGAGACACAUCAUAAAGUCAGGGAACAGUAAUUUAAAAACAAAGUUCUAACAAACAUAUUGUUUGCUCAAUCAUAAUGCUGUCAUCCAGUAUUUGUGUAAACAAAUAGGACAUGUCUUCCUUGGAGCAGUGGGCAUGAUACUCAGAUGCACUCCCUACAUCUUACUUUGCAAAACUGGAGUUUUGUUAGCGAAUUCUCUUCCGUGUAAGACUUACCUAUGAAAUGGUAUAUUUUUUUCAAAUAUUUUUGUGAAAACAUUUUUUUGUAACUAUACAAUAAAAGUCUAGUUGCAAUUAACUAGCUAUGAGUUCUUAUUUAACU
Molecule: messenger RNA, 5033 nt
Organism: Diceros bicornis minor
Lineage: Eukaryota; Metazoa; Chordata; Mammalia; Perissodactyla; Rhinocerotidae
Gene: AKAP19
Product: chromosome 10 C2orf88 homolog
Exons: 2
Coding region: 613-900 (95 amino acids)
Molecular function (GO): protein kinase A regulatory subunit binding
Source: RefSeq, a predicted model, not a curated record